AUGAUACCACGCGCGACGGAAAAGCAGACUCCCGGCGUCUCGCCCUCAGACUUGCCGCCCAAAGUUAUCAUCAUCCUUGCCACUACUAUACCCUGCAUCGUCAUCCUAGCCAUAGUCAUGGGCGUUGUGCACUGCAUUCUAAAGCGCAAUAGGAGGAACCAGAACAAGAAGCGUGAUGCUGAGGCCUGGUCUCAUCGGCCACGACCACAUCGAAUACCUAAGAUCACGAUUACGGGAAGCACUCCAGUCCCGGACGAUAACGCAUUUGGUGCACCGCUGGCUUACUCUUGGACUCAACCUGCUCCUUUUUGA
Westerdykella ornata is the source of this 312-nucleotide messenger RNA. RefSeq lists its product as uncharacterized. The transcript has a single exon. The record is from RefSeq and is a predicted model, not a curated record. Lineage: Eukaryota; Fungi; Ascomycota; Dothideomycetes; Pleosporales; Sporormiaceae. Bases 1 to 312 code for a protein of 103 amino acids.